AUGAAAGGGUACCAUGUCAGCCGUAGCCUGUCCCAGCACUCCAGCGGCGGCCCAUGUGACUGCGAUGGCCCUGGCAGAGAGUACUACCAGGGCCACAGUGAUGGACACUACUAUGGAGCCGAGGCUCUGGCCUUGGAGAGGCACCACUCUCACUCCCACUCUCACAGCCACUCCGGAGGGGGUACUUUCCCUCGUGCUCACCCCAGCCAGCACACACCCAUGCAAUCCUUCGACUCCUGUGAAGAGUGCCUGUCCUCGGGUCAUGGGGGCAAGAUGCAUCGAAUCCCUCCAAACCUGAUGGACCAGUUUGAGAAGCAGGUACCCUUCCAUCCAGAUGGCUUUCACACACUGCAGUACCAGCGCUCAGUUAGUGGGGGCGCUGAGCAGCGCAGUGAGAGCCCAUCACGCAUUCGCCACCUGGUUAACUCUGUGCAGCGUCUCUUUGCUAAGUCACAUUCUCUAGAGGCACCAUCUAAACGGGAGUACAACGGCAUGAGAGGAGGAGGGGACUACCGCAGUGAGAGAGGAGGGGGACAUCGGAGUGGAGGGGAGGAUGGGGGAGGACACUACUCGGGACAUCAGUCUCGCUCCACUAGGAGGAACAAGUCCAGAGAGCGCAGCAAGAGCGGAGACUCCAGACACGAGUCGGGCCGGCGCCACCGCAGUCGGACCGCAGGCUGGUGGAGCUCAGAUGAUAACCUGGACAGUGACAGUGGGAUUCUGGGGGACAGCAGGCGCAGAUAUCCUCCAGGACAUGAGAGUUUGGAUGCUGCCAUACAGGAGCUCACUAUGAAGAAGUCUAAGGAACGAGGAGGGGGCCCAGGGCAUGGGGAGUGCAUGGCCUGCACCACCAUCGCUCUGGCAGGAGGGGAAGGCCAUCACGGUCACCACGGACACUCCUUGAAGAGGAGCACGUGGUCGGCCAUGACUGUCAGUCAGGCCAGAGAGGUGUACCCCUCCUCCAGGGGAGGGGCCUAUGACAAAGCCCUGGUGCCAAUAGAUAGCAAGAUGAAGGAGAGGAGCUUCCACUACCUCCAGGUGCCAUCAGAAGACUGGGGUGGGGGAUACUCAGGAGGAGGGGGGAAUGACAGCGGGGGUGAGAUCCCAUGUCGGCGCAUGAGGAGCGGGAGUUAUAUCAAAGCCAUGGGUGACGACGACUCUGCUGAUUCAGAUGCCAGCCCUAAAGCCUCACCGAAGUCCACCCUGAUCGCCCAACGGGAGGCUUUCAGACGCUCUGUCAGCAUGGAUCAAAGGUAUUCAUGUAAACAGUGCACAGACUCGUACCCUAACAGCAGGACAGCCUCUAAAAGCCACGCCCGCUCUCGGAGUUACACCCGUUCCCUCACCAGUGCCCAGCUGGGGGACACACUAAACCGUCAGUUUGAGGCAGUGUGUGAAACCAUGUUUGGGGAGGUGGAGUCCCAAGCUGUGGAGGCUCUGGACUUGCCUGGGGUGUUUCGCACUCGCAGCCACAGCUACGUACGGGCUAUCCAGGCUGGUUGUUCCCAAGAUGAUGACUGUCUCUCCGUCUUCUCCAUGUCCGCUCCACAGGGAAGCAUCAAGAGUGGGGCAGUCUUUCCUUAUUGUAAAGGUGCACCUCCUCCACUCCCUCCUCGCAUGUCCAAGUCUUCACUGUCCGUGCGGGCGCAGAGCAGCACUGAAUCCACCCAGGACGCCUACUUCCAGAGCACCGCGGGACGAGCCAAACAGCACAGUAACUCUGUGGACCUGGGCAGUUCAGAUGGCAUUACUGCACGCUCCUCUAGGGGGGGCUACUACACCUCCACUGGGCCAGGUCGCUCCAGGCAGCACAGUAACUCAGCAGAGAGCCUUGAUGGAGUCCGAGGCUCCAGAGAAAUUGUCCCAUAUGGAGGGGGGCCGGGGGUGGGGGUAAGGGCCAAACACAGUAGCUCUGCGGACAGCCUUCUGGAGGGGCCACCCAGACCAGUUAGGGAUGGCAGGGCCGGGGGGAGCCUGGGGAAGUCCAGCUCCCUGCCCCAGAGCAGCAUGGUGCUCAGCAAAGUGGUGACUGAAGAGGGGCGCGUGGCACGCAAGUGGAGGCCAUCUAUAGCUGUGCAGGUGGAUAGCUCUGAGACCCUCUCCGACUCCGACGCAGAAGGAAAAGCCCUCACUGAGGUCCACUCAAUAGGAGUGCAAGUGGAAGAGGAUAAACGGCGGGCACGUUUCAAGCGCUCCAACAGUGUGACAGCGAGUGUGCAGGCCGACCUGGACCCCGAGGGCUUCUCGGGGCUCAGCAUCGCCGUGCCAACGCAGGAUAAAAGUCUCCAGUUCGGCUGCUCUUUCCAAAGGCACUCAUCUGAGCCCGAGUCAUCCAGCCAGUUCACUGAAUGCCACCGCACUGUGCACACGCAGGGACAGUGGGCCUACAGAGAGGACUUUAUCCAAAGCGGCUAUACCACGGAGGCCUGUCCAACCAACAGUAGACCUCACCAGCACCCACACUUGCCUCCCCGUUCACAUUCUCCCCUCCCCAUAACGUCUGAGCGCGCCUGGGCCGGGACUCCUUCUCUAGAAGGGCCCCGGAGCCUCCCAGACUCAGGCCGUGCCUCUCCCUGCAUGAGGGAUGGAGAGUUCUUCUUACGCCUGUUGCAGACUGAGGUAGAGAGGAUGGAGGGAUGGUGCUCCAACAUGGAGAGAGAGGCGGAGGAGAAUGAACUGCCCGAAGAGGCUCUGGAGCUGAUUCGCAACGCUAUUGGCAGCACCCAGAUGCUCAUGAAUCAGAAAGUGCAGCAGUUCUUCCGACUGUGCCAACAGAGUGUGGACCCCUCGGCGUACCCCCAGCCUACCUCUCAGGAUCUGGCCAGCUUCUGGGACCUGCUGCAGAUCAACAUCGAGGACAUCAGGGUCAAGUUCCAGGACCUCCAGAGGCUGAAGGACUCGGGCUGGAGGCUUCCACCUGAAAAGAAGGAGGACAAGAAGCCUCCUCCUCCCUUACCAAAGAAGCCAGCGGGGGGCGUGAGUGGCAGCUUGCGGGCUGACAGCGUUGGUGAUGGCGGUGGAGUUGGAGGGGGGUCUGGUGGUCUGGUGGUGCCCCGCGUGGGAGGACACACUCUGCCCAUGAGGGAGAAGUCUCUGGAGCUGGGGGACCGCAGCCGGACUGAGGCACGUAGGAGGCUGCUGCAGACCAAGCGCACUGCGUCCUUCAGGCAGAACUCAGCCACGGAGAGCGCCAGUGACAGCAUUGAGAUCUACAUCCCCGAGGCCCAGACACGUCUUUGA
Messenger RNA from Boleophthalmus pectinirostris (great blue-spotted mudskipper), 3240 nucleotides. It is a transcript of the gene dlgap3, whose product is annotated as discs, large (Drosophila) homolog-associated protein 3. The record is from RefSeq and is a predicted model, not a curated record. Gene Ontology annotation, molecular function: molecular adaptor activity. NCBI's taxonomy places the organism in Eukaryota, Metazoa, Chordata, Actinopteri, Gobiiformes, Gobiidae. Bases 1 to 3240 code for a protein of 1079 amino acids. The transcript has 11 exons. Gene Ontology annotation, cellular component: postsynaptic specialization; glutamatergic synapse. Gene Ontology annotation, biological process: signaling.